UCAACUCUCUCAGAAUUUAAUUACUUUUCCCUUAACUUACUGCAACUCGUGUAUAUUAUGGAUUAUAUUCCCUAGAGGUAUAAAUACCCCAAGCAAUAAGGUAAUGAGUAUUAGAAUUGAUUCAUCUGCAGUAGCAGCAGUUCCUUGCACAUCUUAACACCAUCAUUCAAUAAAUAAAAAAAAUAAAUAAAUAAAAUAAUAGAACCACAAAAAAAUGUCUUCUCCAUCAGUCAAGAUUCUUUUUACACUAAAUUGGUUUUGUUUAUUGUUAAUAUUUUGCAAUAAUACACCGUCAUGUGAGGGUAUUCAAAAAUUGUGUGGCAAAAAAUUGCCCGACACAUUGGAUAUGCUUUGUGAGAAUGGUUUUGGAACUAAAACCAAGAAAUCAAUUUUAGUUGACCCAGUGGAAUAUUAUAAUGACAUCGAUGGUGAAGAUCUCAUAUCGCCUUUUGGUCAGUUUCCCUUUAUUUCACAAUAUGAAGCCAACGCUCUGGCCAAAAGCCGUCGCAGGAGAUUUGGUAUUGCUGAUGAAUGUUGCAAGAAAGCUUGUACAAUGGCUGAGUUAAGAAGCUAUUGCCUUUAAGAUUGGAAGGCGGGAUUUUAAUGAAGGAACUGUGAAGGUUUAGUUUAAGAACGAUAAGAAAGAUCUGCAAUGCUUGAAAAUAUAUUUAAGCUUCGCUUUAGUUUUGAUUAUGAUCAAAACAAAAAAUUUGAUUAAAAAAUACUGAUAAU
This is a messenger RNA of Eupeodes corollae, 732 nucleotides long. RefSeq names its product probable insulin-like peptide 3. NCBI's taxonomy places the organism in Eukaryota, Metazoa, Arthropoda, Insecta, Diptera, Syrphidae. Bases 215 to 583 code for a protein of 122 amino acids. The transcript is spliced from 2 exons. The record is from RefSeq and is a predicted model, not a curated record. Gene Ontology annotation, molecular function: hormone activity. Gene Ontology annotation, cellular component: extracellular region.